This is a messenger RNA of Lytechinus variegatus (green sea urchin), 5430 nucleotides long. Its product is annotated as laminin subunit beta-1-like. The record is from RefSeq and is a predicted model, not a curated record. NCBI's taxonomy places the organism in Eukaryota, Metazoa, Echinodermata, Echinoidea, Temnopleuroida, Toxopneustidae. Gene Ontology annotation, biological process: basement membrane assembly; substrate adhesion-dependent cell spreading; cell migration. Gene Ontology annotation, cellular component: laminin trimer.
CUUCCUGGAGUUUGGGAAGAUGUAAGGAUCACUAUUAAUCGUCCUGGUGAGAUCCCAACACAGAGCGUAUGUGGUAAUACUAUUCCUCAAGAUGACCUUCUUGUUACAUCCUUGCCAUCAGGAAGCAGACAUGUUGUCUUGAGUAAUCCAGUGUGUCUUGAGACUGGGAAGACAUAUACUAUCCGAGUAGACUUCACACGAUACAGCUCUGAUAACCAGGACAGCAAUGCACAAAUUCUACUUGACUCAUUGGUUGUGAUGCCAAGGGCUACCAUCUAUCCCAUCUUCCAAGGACCAGAUCCAAUUGAGCAAUACCGUCGUGAGCAAUGGGAAUAUUAUCGUUGUGGAGAAGCUCACAUGGCUGCUCACCAUGCAACUCUAUCUGAUAUCUGUAAAGAGCUCAUGUUCAGCAUGUCUGCACUUGCCUUUGAUGGUGCACUUCCUUGCCAAUGUGAUCCAGCUGGCUCACUGAGCAACAUAUGUGAUGAGACUGGUGGACAAUGUCAGUGUAAACCCAAUGUGAUUGGCCGUACAUGCAAUCAGUGUGCUCCUGGAACAUAUGGCUUUGGGCCUGAAGGAUGUACUCCUUGUAACUGUGAUGGAACUGGUUCAUUGAAUGAGUUCUGUAAUCAGCUAACAGGUCAGUGCCCCUGCAGACCCAAUACAUAUGGACAGCAAUGUAAUGAAUGCCAACCAGGGUACUGGAACUUCCCUAACUGUCAACGUUGUAAUUGCAAUGGACACGCUGACCUUUGUGAUCCACGUACAGGAGAGUGUAUUGAUUGCCAAAGCAACACCGCUGGAUUUGAAUGUGAAAGAUGCAAGCGAGGUUACUAUGGGGAUCCCACAAGAGGCUCCGCAUUGCCAUGUCAGGCAUGUCUUUGUCCGGGAGGAGCUGGUAGCGGGAAUCAAUUUGCUGAGACUUGCCAACUAGACCAGGGAACUCAAACUGUUCAGUGUGAUUGUUUUGCUGGAUACACAGGUAUCCGCUGUGAUCAGUGUGAUAAUAACUACUUUGGAAACCCAACUGAACCCAGAGGUGUUUGUAACCUGUGUAACUGUAAUGGUAAUACUCUAUCUAGUACACCAGGCAACUGUGAUGCAAGGACUGGACGAUGUUUGAAAUGUCUUUAUAACACUGCUGGUUUCAACUGUGAAGAAUGUGCCCCAGGAUUCUAUGGGGAUGCAAUCCAACGAACAUGCAGAGAUUGCCAAUGUAACGUCCUUGGAACUGACCGUUCACAGUGUGACCUUGAUAAUAACUGUGGUGUUUGUGACCCUGUCUCUGGUCAAUGUCCAUGUCUACCUAAUGUACUUGGUCAACAGUGUGACCGCUGUGCUCAAGACCAUUGGAAGUUGGCCAGUGGUACCGGAUGUGAGGCAUGCAAUUGCUGUUCAUAUGGAGCUGUCUCAUCAAGAUGUGAUGAGUUCACUGGUCAGUGUGCCUGUAGGUCUGGCUUUGGUGGAAGGGAGUGCUGUGACUGUGAAGCUAACUUUUGGGGAGAUCCUAGGGAAGGAUGCUAUGAAUGUGACUGUGAUCCUCAAGGAUCUGCUACCAGCCAAUGUGAACGAGGUACAGGACAGUGUGUAUGUCUACCUGGUGUGACAGGAUAUAGAUGUGACCAGUGUGCCCGUGGUACUACUGGAGAAUUACCACGUUGUGAACCCUGUGGAGAGUGCUUUGAUGAGUGGGAUCGUAUCAUUCUUCUUCUUAGGAAUGAGACUUAUGAUUUGAUCGCACGUGCACAAAACAUCAAGGUAUCUGGAGUAUCUGGUGUCUAUGAUCGAGAGUUUAAUCGUCUUGAAGAUCUAGUAGAGUAUGCCGAAUCUUUGAUCCGAGGUGCUCCCUCUGUCACAGAAAAUGAUGUAGUUAACAUUCAGAGUGAACUGGAUGAUAUCAGAGAUACUCUUGAACGUUACCAUGAGGAAGUACUAGGGUUAGAAGAUAUGCAAAGGCGUACACGUGGCAACAUUGCUCGCGCUAACCGUGAACUUGACCUACUGGAAAGAGAAGCUGAUGAACUUAAAGCAGAUGCUGAGAAUUUACAGAGGGAAAGUUAUGAUUUUGGAACAGCAAAUGUAGAAGGUGCCAUGAACAGCAUCCUUAGAAGUCAAAACCUAUCGCGUGCUGCUGAGGAUCGUGUUGAUGGAACCCAACCUACUCUAGACCAAUCAGAAGCAGUUCGUCAAGAGGUAGAAAACUUGAUUGGUGAAAGGAAUGCUGCCCUUGAGCAAGAGAGACAAGGGUAUCUGGAUAGAUUGGAUGAUGUGGAUAAUCAAUUGACUGGAUUAGAAGGACUUCUGACAGGACUCAAUGAAAAGAUCUGUGGGUCACCUGGAGAUUCUUGUGAUAAUUGUGGAGGAGCUAGCUGUGGUCAAUGUGGAGGACUGGGAUGUGGAGGAUCUGUACAGAAAGCAGAAGAAGCACACAGACGAGCAAGAGAAGCAGACCAGAAACUUGAUCAGAAAGAAGAGGAGGCUAAUAGCAUGCUGGAUGAGAUGAUGCAAGCUAAAAACAAGACUGGUGAGGCACAGGAGUUAGCCCAACAAGCAUAUGAUCUAGCACUCUUAGCUAAACAAGAAGCAGAAGAAGGACAAAUCAACAUCAAAGAUCUCAUCAAAAAUAUCACAGACUUCCUAGGACGAGUUAAAUCAGAGCCUGAAGAUGUUAGAAUGCUUGUCAAUGACACACUCAAUACCAAGAUUUCUCUUUCACCAGAAGAAAUUGAAGACCUUGCGGAACAGAUCGAAGAUAUUAUUGCAACCUUGGAGAAUAUUGAUGAGAUCAUCGCAGCUACUAGAGAUGACCUUGAACGUGUCAAUGACCUCAAAGAAAGAGCAGAUGCUGCCAGGGAGUUCGCUGAAGAAGUACUGGCUUCUGCUGAAGGUGUUAGACGUGCUUUAGAUCAAGCUAGGGAUGCACAGGAUGUAGCUGAUCAAGCAAUCAGGAAUGCUACCAAAGACAUCAAUGAUGCACAAGAUGCUCUUGUUCAGAUUGAAUCUGAAGCUGGCAAUGCUAGAGAUAAAUCUGAAGGUCUUCUUAAUGAUAUAGAAGAUAUGAAAGAGCAGCUAGAAGGUGUACAGCUCAAGGUCACAGAUAACAAGGAAAAGGUCAACCAAGCUGUUAACUUGGCACAAAUGGCUGAGAAUCAAGCCCAAGAUGCUGCAGGCAGAGUUGAUGCUAUUGAGCAAGACUUCAAUCAAACAUCCGAUGAGGUCAUGGCGAAGGUCGCUGAGGUCGAUGAAGCUAAAGGUCGCGCAGAUGAUCUUUUCUUAAAUGUCAUUGCAUUUGAAGAAAAGAUCACUGAAGACUAUGAAGAGCUUUUGGGUAUGCAACAGACCUUUAACAACAACAAUGCCACCCUACACGACCUAACAGCCGAAAUCAAUGCAUUGAAUAUGAAAAUGAUGCAGAUACUACAAGAUAUACAAGAAAAGGCAGCUUACUAUAGGAGCUGCACAGAGAGUCCUACACCCCCAUAAAAGAAAUCCAUAUUGUUAAAAUAAUGAUAAAAUUGCUCUUCUCAUAAAAAAAAAUUGUAGCACAUAGUCAUCAAACACCUCUUAAAUAGUUCAGUAGUUAUUGACUCAGUUCAGGACUCAUUCAUAUUACCUUUGUUGGUUAUAUAGUUGGAUUACAUCUGAUUAUAUUAGGUUGAGAUAAGAUGUGAUAAAUACAUAGUAUUCAUGUCAUUCAUUUUCCCAUUCUCCAAACUUUUGAAUGCAAUUUCAUAUGAACAUUGAAGAGUGAUAAAAUGGUUCAUUUAUGGAUCUAUUCCUUCCAACCAUUGAGAAAUAAUAGAGUCUGAUUUCCAAUUUAAAGCCUUCACUGGCGCACUCUAGAGGCAUUAUUCCUUAUUCUUACUUGAUAUCAACUAAAAGUUACACACCUACUCUAAAAUAAGACCAUUAUAGUGUGCUAUAUCAUUCAAUUUUCUGCAGAGUAAAGUUUUCUACCUUUGAUGUAGGAUAAGAGGCUACACUGAAUGUAUUUUGAUAAAAUGGUGUAUUUUUUACUUUACAUAUUUUAUGCUUAAAUAAAUGUAGAUUCAUAUCAGCAUCAGUGUUGGUUGUGUUUGUAUUUUUACACAUUUCUAUCAAAAGCAAGACUUCAUAGAUAUAGAGAUGAUUGAUUUAUAUGACUAGGUAUUUUCACUAUGGUGCUCAGUAAGUUAUUUGCAUUUUACUGUUUUUUUUGCAGAUUAAGAUAAUACCUUUUACUAUAUUCCCACAACUCACUGUACAUUUAUUGUUGAUAGUUCAGGAAAAAAAAGAAAAUUAUCUUUGGUGAAUUGGUUGUAUAUGAAAUGGUUUUCUAUUGGACAAAUUAUUGGUAAUGUAUAUCAAGAUGACAGAGGCUGGGUACAAGCCCCUACCACCAAAUUGUCAUCCUGAUAUUGUUCAAUCUCCAAUGUUGAUUUACUUCAGCAUGAUUAAAACUUGCAUGAAAAUUAAGUAAUGUCACUGCCAUAUUUAUUCCCUCUCACCCUAUCUAAUCAGUGAUACCUUAUUCUAACCUUGAUAGAUUCAUGAAAUGGAUAAUGUCUUAAGAUAACAAAUAAUCAUGGUUUAAAUUUUGAGUGUUUUUUUUAGUUUAAUGUACAAAACAGAAUGUUGGAGUAAAUGUGAACAUUUUUGAAGUUUGUAUACAUAAUAAUAACUAUUUAAUCAGUAGAUAUCAAUUCAUAGAUCUAAGUUUCUAAUUUCUGUACAGAAUUUGAAAAUACCAGUCAGUUUAAUGCAAAAUGACAUUAUCGAAUGUUGUUUGAAAAUAUUUGUGUAUGUAUUAUAUGGUAUAAUGCGAUUGGGUGCUUAUAAUAUGUAGUUUGUUUAUUUACUUGUUGGUAUCAUAUCUGUUAUCUAUUUAUGUUUGACUCUAGGAUUAGAUUUUCCAUGUUUGAGUACUUUCUUUUCUAAUUUAUCCAUUCUUUAUCUCAGUGCCUGAUCAUGCUGAAUACAUAUUUCCCAGCAAUUGGAGUAAAACAAUCAGAAUUAGAUAUGAUUGGAUUCCUAAUAAUUUACAAAGACACAAUGGAUAUCACACAGACUUUUAGAGAAUAAUAUUGUGUAUCAUCAGAGAGGCUUAGUCAGAUAUCGGUACUGCUAAGAUAAUUUCUCAUCUAAUCAUUUGAAUUUUAUCUCUUUAAUGUUCUCAUAAAAUAUCUUUUGGGGAAAGAUGAUCUCUUGCCCUCUCACUUUAAUGCAGUAUCAUGUUCAUUCUAUUCCUUGGUUAGAUAGAUAUAUGUGAAUCCAUAUUUUUUUUUGGAAAUCACUGGCUUCCAUGUGUUAUUACUAAUUAGAAUGGGCUUUCAUACUGGCUUGCAACAAGGAUAUUCAUAACUAUGCAACAGUUUUUAGUUUUCUAUCAAGAAAAUUAAAUUAAUUCAUGUAUCUGGCAAAUUUUUAAUAAACCCUUUUCAUGUAAAUAAA